CCCUCAUCCGUACACAUGCUGUGCAGCGGCAGGGCAGAUGGUCAGUUGGGCAGAUAUUCCGCGCAACAUCUUAUUUACAGUAAACACGUGUAAUCAGGGCGUGAUACGAGAGAGACGUUUUCAUCUUAUGCUUUUUCACACGGGUCGUUGCUUUUGAACCUGUUCAGGACAGCGCGAUGACGUUUCACCAACCCGGAAAUAGCUGUUAGACAGCUAAGAGAGAGAGAGAGAGAGAGAGAGAGAGAAGAGAAGCUAAGAGAGAGAGAGAAAGUAAAUCACUCCUCCCGGAUCUUCAGCGUUGGAACUGGUCUUCUCAACGUUUCUCCCUCAUUCCCAAGUCGAGUGUAAGUUUCAGUGCAGGACUGUAACCUUGGCCAAGUGCCUGGGUGGCUCUUCCUCACCUCAUCUUCCUCUGCUCAUCUGCUGGUACCUGUCAUGGGGAACCUCCUAAAAGUUUUGACGUGUACAGACCUUAAUGAAGAGCCCAACUUCUUCCUCGAUUUUGAAAAUGCACAGCCUACAGAUGCAGAGCGAGAGACAUGGAAUCAAGUGGACGUUGUCCUGAAAGAUGCUCGAGCAGUUCUUGAUGAACUUCAGGCCUAUAAUGGAGCUGGGAAAGAGAUAAGAGAGGCAAUCCAGAACCCCAAUGAUGAGGCAUUGCAGGACCAGGCUUGGGCUGCAGUCGUGCCCCUUGUGGGCAAACUCAAAAAGUUCUAUGAGUUCUCACAGAGAUUAGAAGCAGCACUACACAGCCUGUUAAGAGCUCUGACUAAUGAGACAUACAGUGACGCCACACAGCACCUGGAGCGCGAACAGGCCCUUGCCAAGCAGUUUGCUGAGAUUCUGCACUUCACUCUCCGCUUUGACGAGCUGAAGAUGACGAAUCCUUCUAUCCAAAAUGACUUUAGUUACUACAGGAGGACUCUGAACCGCAUGAGAAUUAAUAAUGUCCCAUCAGAAGGAGAAAAUGAGGUCAACAACGAGCUAGCCAAUAGAAUAUCUUUAUUUUAUGCAGAUGCCACACCUAUGCUAAAGGCUUUGAGUGAUGGCACCACAAAGUUUGUAUCUGAGAACAAGAACUUACCUAUUGAGAACACAACAGAUGUGUUGAGCACUAUGGCUAGUGUGUGUAAAGUCAUGCUAGAGACACACGAGUACCGUUGCCGUUUCAGCAGUGAGGCCACUGUGUCAUUCUGUUUGCGUGUCAUGGUGGGCGUCAUCAUACUCUAUGACUAUGUACAUCCUGUUGGUGCAUUUGCCAAGUCAUCCAAAAUAGAUAUGAAAGGAUGCAUUAAAGUUCUCAAGGAUCAGCCCCCAAACAGUGUGGAAGGCUUAUUAAACGCUCUCAGGUACACAACAAAGCAUCUGAAUGAUGAAUCGACUGCUAAGACCAUCAAAAGCAUGUUGCAGUAAGCAGCAGCUCGGGGAUUCACACCACUGGCCUCACAAACGUGUUCAGGGGACACUCUCCCUCCCAAGGAACAGCAAUGCAAAGAAUGUUUUUCCCUUUUUUUUUUUUUUUUUAAACACCAGUAGGACAAUUAACACUUUUAAAAGUGCAUGCUUUUCGCAUUUUUGGUGUUUCUCUUUUUUCUUUUUUGUGCCAAAUAAUUUUUUCCCCCCGAAAUCUUAGUUCUACCCCAUAUGGCCAUAUUAAUGAUGGCAGCUACAAAUUCGUCAAUUAUUUUUGUAAUUAUUGGGUUAAUAUUGCUUGUUUUCCCAUAAAAGGGAGGGAGAAUGCUUUUGACUUGAAAAAAGUAUAUUGAUAGAGAAAUAUAAAUAUAUAUUUUAUUUUGUUUGAAUUAAUAUUUAAUAUUAUGUGCUCUGCAUGACACAAUGUUGUAUUUAAGGAAAAACAGAAACAACUAGUGUUUCAUAAUUGACUGCUUGGUUGUGUGAGAGUUCCAAAAAAAAAAAGGUUAAUUUAAAUUAUGUUUUGCUAUAAAGAUGGUACUAGUAAAAAGCAUUUCAAAUUGUAGUAAUGUUCAAAUUUUAUAUUUUUUAUAGGUUUUGAUUUGUUUUUUUUUUUUGUUUUUUUUUUAUAGCUGUGAUUUUCUUCUUUGAAAACUAGUUUCAAUAUUUCUGGUGAAUUAAAAGUAAAUUUUUGAUGUAUGAUGACAUGAAAUGUGAUGUUUAAAAAAAAAACAAUUAAAAGAUGGUUUCAUUUUUGUAACUAUUA
Messenger RNA from Silurus meridionalis, 2179 nucleotides. RefSeq names its product family with sequence similarity 49 member Bb (gene cyribb). NCBI's taxonomy places the organism in Eukaryota, Metazoa, Chordata, Actinopteri, Siluriformes, Siluridae. The record is from RefSeq and is a predicted model, not a curated record. The coding region runs from base 436 to 1413 and encodes 325 amino acids. Gene Ontology annotation, molecular function: small GTPase binding. Gene Ontology annotation, biological process: positive regulation of T cell activation; regulation of actin filament polymerization. The transcript is spliced from 12 exons.